AUGGCAGAUGUUUCUCUGUCAGCUGAGGAUCCACUUUGCUGUAUAAUCUGUCUGGAUCUCCUGAAGGAUCCAGUGACUGUUCCCUGUGGACACAGUUACUGCAUGAGCUGUAUUGAGGGCUUCUGGGAUCAGGACGAUCAGAGAAGAGUCUACAGCUGCCCCCAGUGUAGACAGACCUUCACUCCAAGACCUGUUCUGAGGAAAAAUGUAAUGCUGGCUGAACUGGCCGAGAAAAAGGAGAUGACACAACCCCAAGCUGCUCCUCCUGCUGUCUGGUAUACUGGACCUGGAGAUGUGGAGUGUGACAUCUGCACUGGGAGAAAACUCAAAGCUGUCAAAUCCUGUCUGAUGUGUCUGGCUUCAUUUUGUGAAACUCACCUCCAAACCCAUUAUGAAUCUCCUGCUUACAAGAGACACAAGCUGGUCAAAGCUUCUGCACAGUUACAGGACAGGAUCUGCUCUCAACAUGACAAACUAGUGGAGAUUUACUGUCGCACUGACCAAAAAAUGAUCUGCUAUUUGUGUACAAUGGAUGAACACAAAGGCCAUGAUACAGUCUCAGCAGCAGCUGAAAGGACUGAGAAACAGAGACAAUUGGGAGAGGCCAAGAGAAAAUCCCAGCAGAGAAUCCAGGAGAGAGAGAAGGAGCUGCAGGAGCUGGAACAGGCUGUGAAGUCUCUCAGGAUCUCUGCACAGACAGCAGUGGAGGACAGUGAGAGGAUCUUUACUGAGAUGAUUGAGUCCAUUGUGAGAAGACGAUCUGAGGUGAUAGAUCAGAUCAGAGCUCAGGAAAAGGUUGCACUGAAUGUGGCUGAAGAUCACAUAAAGAAAGUGGAGCAGGAGAUUUCUGAUCUGAGAAAGAGAGACACUGAGCUGGAGCAGCUUUCACACACAGAGGAUCACAUCCAUUUCCUCCAGAGUUUCCAGUCUCUCUAUGUUCAGUUUGGACAUAAAGAAGCACCCAGCCUGACUGUCAAACCAGUCUUCUCACUUGAAGACGUGAGGAAAUCUGUCUCUGAAAUGAAAAGCAGUCUGCAAGACUACCUCAAUGAAGAGACAGUCAAGAUUUCAGAAGAAGUUAACAAAGAAUGGCUUUUCUUGCCCACUGAGCCCGGAUCCAGAGAGGAGUUUUUACAGUAUUCCUGUCAGCUCACACUGGAUCCCAACACAGCACAUAGACUCCUCCGUCUGUCUAAGAAGAACAGAAAGGCAACAGUGGGUCAGACGCAGGCAUACCCUGAUCAUCCAGACAGAUUUGAUCGGUGGGAGCAGGUUCUGUGUAGAGAGAGUUUGUCUGGACGCUGUUACUGGGAGGUUGAGCGGACUGGGUGGAUUUCUGUAGCCGUCUCGUAUAAAGACAUCAGCAGGAAGGGAAGAGGUAACGAGACAGGGUUUGGACUCAAUAAUCAGUCCUGGAGUUUGGACUGUUAUAGUUCCUGUUAUGCUUUAAGGCACAAUAAUACAGUGACUGAAUGCCCAGUUGUAGCCAGCUUUUCUAGAAUAGGAGUGUAUCUGGACCACAGGGCAGGAACUCUGUGCUUCUAUGGCAUCUCUGACGCAAUGACCCUCCUCCACAGAGUCCAGACCACAUUCACUCAGCCCCUCUAUGUUGGAUUUUGGUUCAAUAUUAAUUUUUCAGAAGCAGUUCAGAUUUUAUAUUUAAAGUAG
This is a messenger RNA of Chanos chanos (milkfish), 1668 nucleotides long. Its product is annotated as tripartite motif-containing protein 16-like. Bases 1 to 1668 code for a protein of 555 amino acids. NCBI's taxonomy places the organism in Eukaryota, Metazoa, Chordata, Actinopteri, Gonorynchiformes, Chanidae. Gene Ontology annotation, molecular function: protein binding; zinc ion binding. The record is from RefSeq and is a predicted model, not a curated record. The transcript is spliced from 6 exons.